Messenger RNA from Xiphias gladius (swordfish), 3124 nucleotides. It is a transcript of the gene rhoh, whose product is annotated as ras homolog family member H. Gene Ontology annotation, biological process: small GTPase-mediated signal transduction. Gene Ontology annotation, molecular function: GTPase activity; GTP binding. NCBI's taxonomy places the organism in Eukaryota, Metazoa, Chordata, Actinopteri, Istiophoriformes, Xiphiidae. Bases 820 to 1407 code for a protein of 195 amino acids. The record is from RefSeq and is a predicted model, not a curated record. The transcript is spliced from 2 exons.
UCAGUCAGUCACACCUCCGCACUCCAGCGAGCGGAUGCGUUCUGCCUCUCCUCUCGUACGCGCGCACUUCCCUCCCUUCGCUCACCAGCCUCGGGCGUUAUCAGGGGCAGGUGCCGGAGGAUUUCGCCCCUGUGUUCGGCCUAGUUGAAGGCCAAGCCGCGGUACCCGUGGGCGUCUGAGUUCGGGCCUCUCCAGUGCAGCGGCUUGUAACUUCUAACGGAGCCUUUUCUGGAGUUUGGAGGCUAACCUCGGGUCUUCAAAGGCGGCAGCCAGCAUCCGCCCGUUGACGACCGAGACUCACAAGAAAGUCGACUUCCCCUCCUCAGUGCUGGGGGGGUUAGACCUGUCUGGACAGAAUGACGGUCUUCACGAUCGGCAGCGAGAAGGACCAGAACCUUACCGCCACGCCGCAGAGACUGAGCGGAAGUCCGGCGAGCUGAGCGGGCCUGAGAGAGCCAAGAGGUUACGUGAAGCGCAUGUGAGACUCACUGCCGGAGAACUGCAGACUGUACAUACCUACCGUGUAUGAGAGACGUUUAAAGACUCUGAAAACAGAGACAUCACAGGUCAAGUGUAACAAGCUGAAGGGCCCACUGAAAUCUCCAGGAAUGGAAUUACCACAAGGCAGGGCUGCAAAUCACCCGCUAUGAAAGCUACCACCCGUAACACGGAAUUACAGCUCACACGGAGUGACUACCGGUUUUGAGUGCCUCGUGAACCCUGCGUCUCUUUUGAUCAACAAGUCUCAGAAAAGCUGUCCCUCAGACUUUUUCCAAAUAAUCACAAACACCUAGAGGAGCGAGAUUACCGGUAGCAACCAUGGACGGCCUAGCAGAGAUGUCGGUGAAGUGUGUCCUGGUCGGGGACAGCGCGGUCGGCAAGACGGCUCUGCUGGUCCGCUUCACCUCAGAGACCUUCCCCGACACCUAUAAGCCCACAGUGUUUGAGAACACAGGCGUGGAGGUGUACAUGGACGGGGUUCAGAUCAGCCUGGGGCUGUGGGACACGGCGGGUAAUGACAACUUUAGACAAAUCCGACCGAGAUCGUACCACCAGGCCGACAUCGUCCUCAUCUGCUACUCUGUGGCCAACCCCAACUCGCUGGCCAACAUCCAGCACAAGUGGAUCGCUGAGGUGCGAGAGAACCUGCCCAAGGUGCCGGUGGUGGUUGUGGCCACCCAGACGGACCUGCGGGAGUCGGGGUCGUAUCGUGGCAGCUGCAUCUCAGCAGCGGACGGGAGACGUGUGGCUCACGAGGUCCGCGCUAAAGGCUACCUGGAGUGCUCCUCCUUAAGCAACCGAGGCGUGCAACAGGUGUUUGAGUGCGCAGUGCGAUUGGCUGUUAACCAGGCCAGGAAGCAGGCCAGGAGACGCAUGUUCAGUAUAAACCAGUGCAAAGUCUUUUGACCUUUGACAUUGACUUGGUGGCUUGGCUUGAACUGUCAUGGAAUGACUUGUCCAAUAGGGCAUAUUAGUGUGCUGUUCAAAACUCAGUGAGGGUUUGUGCAAGAACCCAAAGUUGGAUUUAUUUUAUAUAUGUAGGGUUCUUUUUCACUAACCAUAUUUAAAAAUGAGAAUACACUGAUUUAAUCAUACACCUAAUGGACCCUAAUUCAAACAUACCGAUGGAAGUUGUAGUCCUGUUUACGACGUAAAGAAAAAAGUUUAUCUUUGAUUCUCCUGAUCUGUGUUGUAAGUGAACCACAGCAAAUUACAUGGAGGUAUUUCAAAUGGGGCAUGACAGGAUUUUCGCAAGACUUUUACCUAAAUUAAAGCAUUUAAAGCUUGAAUGGCGUUUAUGUACAGCAUGUAGUUUCUCUAAUUAUUUUACUAAUAACUAAUGCAGAAAGGAAAGUAUAUUGAUCGGUAAGUUAGGGGCUGCAUUAGCAAGUGAACUUUUGAACUGCAGCAUAAACCAAGUAAGUGCCUUUGCUACCACAAAUAAAAUGACGCACAGCCAAGUAAAAAAUCAAAUGAGGAAAACUCUAGUGUUAAUGCUCCUUGAACUUUUUAUUGAGCUGAAAUCGGUAUAUAGUGGUGUGACGUGCUGCCACUUGUCAGCAAUGAUUUCAACUAUUAAGAAUAAGACAAUGUGAGUGUCACCUCAGAGAGUCCAAACGGACAGUUUUGUAUUAUCGGGCUCCACAUACAGCGUCUUCUCUAUAUUUUCUUUUUAGAUUAGACAUGACCAGGAAAUAAACUGUCAAUAUGUCAAAGAGAAGACAAAAAUGCCUACGUAGGCUAUAUGAUUCUCUAAGUUAUAUAAUUUUUUUUUAAAGAUACAUGUCUGUAGUUGUAUUGUUUGACUCUCAAAACAUAUCAUAUCAGUCAUCACAAAAAUGUAAAUUAUCUUGACACAUUUGUAUUGAAAAUGUGAAAAUGAAACAAAAAAAAAAAAUCUAAAGUUAUAAUUGAGAUAUGUGUUUUAUGUUGUUAAAGGAACCGAAUUUUUUUGAAUAAUGUUUUAAAAUAAAAUAAAGUAGCAUGAAACAUCAACAUCUGAAAUACUGACACAUCACAUUGAAAACAUGUUACAUAUUGGUGGCUGCCGAUGACUUUUUAUGCGUUGUAAUAUUUUUAUCUAAUUGUACCCCUAAGACAUGACCUGUUACCUUUGUCUCUUGCAAACUGUUGCUGUUGUUAUCUUUUACUGUAAUAACUCAUUUUUAUGUCACAAAUUAGCACUAAGGAUGCACCCGAUUUUACCGUUAGCGAACGACUGAAUAUACGAGGGAGGUAAAACGUCUUUAACUGGGAAGUUCAAGUAAUAAUCUACAAGUUUUUGAAAUGUAUGGAGUCCUUUUCCCCAUUAAUGGCUGUGUUAUCUCUCCUUGGUAUCCCCUUUUCCCUAAUCUGUAUUGUCUUAUACUUUUAUGGCCACUUUGAAACAGAUGAUAUUAUACUAUAUGUCUGAUGUAUAUACUUAAUAUAAUGCAAAUUUGAUCACAGACAUGUAAUAUACAAAACAUAGACAGUAUGAGGUAUUAAGCCCCCAUUUUGCCAAACAUAUAGUAUGAAAUCUGUAUUAGAAAACACAUCAUAUCAUAUAAUUAUAUACAAAUAAGUUAAAUUGUGGCUGUGGCUGCAGGACAAGUGUCACGUCACUGACUAUGACUAGAUUGGU